CCAGAUAUUGAAUAAUACAUUAAAGGAAAAAAUGGAUGAAGAACCUGAAAGAACUAAGCGAUGGAAAGGAGGCUAUGAAAGGACAUGGGAGAUUCUUAAAGAAGAUGAAUCGGGAUCACUUAAAGCUACGAUAGAAGACAUUCUCUUCAAAGCAAAGAGAAAAAGAGUAUUUGAGCACCAUGGACAAGUCCGACUUGGAAUGAUGCAUCAUCUUUAUGUGGUAGUAGAUGGAUCAAGAACAAUGGAAGAGGACCAAGACUUAAAGCCAAAUAGACUGACUUGUACUUUAAAGUUAUUGGAAUACUUCGUAGAAGAAUAUUUUGAUCAAAAUCCUAUUAGUCAGAUUGGAAUAAUUGUAACAAAGAGUAAAAGAGCUGAAAAACUGACUGAACUCUCAGGAAACCCAAGGAAACAUAUAACAUCUUUGAAGAAAGCUGUAGAUAUGACCUGCCAUGGAGAACCAUCUCUCUAUAACUCCUUAAGCAUGGCUAUGUAAACUCUAAAACACAUGCCUGGACAUACAAGUAGAGAAGUCCUAAUCAUCUUUAGCAGCCUCACGACUUGUGAUCCAUCUAAUAUCUAUGAUCUAAUCAAGACCCUAAAGGCAGCUAAAAUAAGAGUGUUUGUUACCAGAUUGUCUGCAGAGGUUCGGGUUUGCACUGUACUUGCUCGUGAAACUGGUGGCACAUACCAUGUUAUUUUAGAUGAAAGCCAUUACAAAUUGCUGACACAUCAUGUUAGUCCUCCACCUGCUAGCUCAAGUUCUGAAUGUUCACUUAUUCGCAUGGGAUUUCCUCAGCAUACCACUGCUUCUCUGUCUGAUCAAGAUGCAAAACCCUCUUUCAGCAUGGCGCACUUGGAUAGCAACACUGAGCCAGGACUUACAUUAGGAGGAUACUUCUGCCCACAGUGUCGGGCCAAGUAUUGUGAGCUUCCAGUUGAAUGUAAAAUCUGUGGUCUCACUUUGGUGUCUGCUCCACAUUUGGCUCGGUCCUACCAUCAUUUAUUUCCUUUGGAUGCUUUUCAAGAAAUUCCUCUAGAAGAACAUAAUGGAAAAAAAUUUUGUUAUGGAUUUCAGGGGGAAUUGAAAGACCAAUAUGUCUAUUUUUGUGCUGUGUGCCAAAAUGUUUUCUGUGUGGACUGUGAUGUUUUUGUUCAUGACUCUUUUCAUUGUUGUCCUGGCUGUAUUCAUAAGAUUCCAACUUCUUCAAGUAUUUGAUUCUAGCAUAUGGUACA
Molecule: messenger RNA, 1236 nt
Organism: Neogale vison (American mink)
Lineage: Eukaryota; Metazoa; Chordata; Mammalia; Carnivora; Mustelidae
Product: general transcription factor IIH subunit 2-like
Exons: 2
Biological process (GO): nucleotide-excision repair; regulation of transcription by RNA polymerase II; DNA-templated transcription
Cellular component (GO): transcription factor TFIIH holo complex; transcription factor TFIIH core complex
Molecular function (GO): zinc ion binding
Source: RefSeq, a predicted model, not a curated record